AUGGUUAUUAAGCCUUCAUAUACCGUAAAUUCUCUAAGUGCACGACCUUUAAUUGCAAGGGCGGGCGAGCCUGUGUGGUACAGUAGUAUCACGCGAAGCUUCCAGAGAACAGUGCUGUGGAUCCUAGUUUCGGAUCCAGCUUGGUGCGGUUGUUUUUCGGCACGGGGGGCCGUGUAUAAAUUACCUUUCGGAUCGCGGGCAGCAGGGGAUUGGCUCCCUCCUGAGAGAAUGUUCUAUUCUGCUCAGGUUCGUACACCACCGUGGGCUACGAGGAGAUUUUUCAGAACAAUCACUCGGAUUUGCCAGAGCCGUUCUCCAGCACUAAGAGCCAGUCCAAAGGAUCAAGAUAUCAAGUUAGCAGGAACAGGACGACCGAGGCAGGCUUGCGGGAAAAUACGCGGGAUUUAUAUGGCGCCUCCUACCAUUGUUCGGGACAAACAGGAACAUCCUGACCAGCGAGAAAUAUGUUGGUGA
Messenger RNA from Gamsiella multidivaricata, 474 nucleotides. RefSeq lists its product as uncharacterized. The transcript is spliced from 4 exons. Lineage: Eukaryota; Fungi; Mortierellomycota; Mortierellomycetes; Mortierellales; Mortierellaceae. The record is from RefSeq and is a predicted model, not a curated record. Bases 1 to 474 code for a protein of 157 amino acids.